Messenger RNA from Monosiga brevicollis MX1, 2103 nucleotides. RefSeq lists its product as uncharacterized. The record is from RefSeq and is a predicted model, not a curated record. The transcript is spliced from 10 exons. Lineage: Eukaryota; Choanoflagellata; Craspedida; Salpingoecidae. The coding region runs from base 1 to 2103 and encodes 700 amino acids.
AUGAUCAAACAGACCAGCCUCAGGUGCCGCCUCCACGUCCCAGAGGACGUGGUUGCUGAUACGGGUCUGUGCCAGCGCUUGCGCCUGGCUGGCUGGUCCAUCGGGGUGGAUUUUGCCAGCGCCGAUUGGAUCUGUCUCCCCUCUGAAUAUGAGGCGCACCCCCGAGUAUCUGUCUCCUCUCAAGCCAAGCCAAAGGGCUGCACGCCGUUUGUACCUCUGACCCUGGUUCGAGCACUUCUGGCCCGCAAGUCUGUUGCCGCGCUGAGCGCGUGUCUCAAUGGCCCCCAGAAGCUUCAGCAGGGCCGUUUCGCCAAUCUGGCUCGGAGCAUGGCCCUUUCAUUGGCUUCCGUGGAAGAAUGUCAACCUCUUGAUGCCCUACCGGACCAAUGGUCCGCCAUUAUGGUGCACGAAACCGUUUCCUCGGCCGACAAGGCGGCAUUGCAACAGCUUCUACCACUGCUUGCUCAAACCAAGACCAUCACCUGGGUUCAAGAACCCGAGCAGGCCACCCUCGUGAUCCUUGGCCCCAACACGCCAGCUGAGACGCGCCGCGUACACCAGCGCAACUCGCACUGCCAGUUGGCAACUGUGCGCUUUGUCGUUGCGUAUGCGUUGGGCUGGGCACGUGAAUCCGACCUCGACUCACCCCAUUUUCAUCCCGUGGGCAAUCUUGACACAAUGGGUCCCAUCAACACCGCUACUUCAUCUGCCUCCAGUGUCAAUGCAUCAGCAAGCACUCCUGUGGCUCCUGGGCUGCGCUCGCAUCAGGCUACUUUGGCUCCACGCCCUCGAUCCCCAGAGCCCAGCACUGGGAGUCUAGAAUCGCAAUCGCAAUCGCAAUCGCAAUCGCAAUCGCAAUCGCAGUCGCAGUCGCAGUCGCAGUCGCAGUCAGAGACAGGGGAGCAUGCUGCCAAGGUGGCACAUCGUUCGCCUCUAGAAUCGCCGUUGCGACUAUCGCCCCGGCGCCGCACACACAAGGCCUUGGAAGCCAUGGGCCCUUUGUCUCCCCACGUCAUGCCUGAAAAUGCGUUUUCGCGGCUGCGUGCCUUGGCUGUGGAUGAGACCUUGCCUAAAGUGAAGGCAGAUCUCCUCAAAUUGGUUUCCAACACCGUAUUGCCGGAUGACACUGAUGAUCCCCUUCGCUGCGUCGAUGCAUUUUGCUCGUUGGGCACAACACACCAUGUUCUUCCACCCUCACACGUGGGCACUUUGUUGCGCAUGCUCAAGUACUUGGAUCAGAGUGAUGAGCGAACCGGGCCUUGGGCUGCUGCUAUCCUCGCCGCACAAGUCGGCCACUGUGAACGCAACCAACUUGCAGGCUGGGAAACCAGCUUUUUCAACGAGCAGCGCUCCCCGUCGGAGCUCACUACCUCCAACAUGAUGCGCGACUACGAAGAUUGUUUGCUACUGGCGCUGGAGCAGGAACUGGGAGGCGAGCCAUUGAUAGACUAUUGUCUCGCGCUUGGCGAAGCCGUCAUCUCCAGGACACAGACGACUCUAUCAGAAUUCAGUCACAAAUUCAAGAUGGCCAUCAUCGAUCAAACUAUAGAUGCGGCCUUGGGCGCAGAUUUGGCUCGACUGCGUCGUCUUCAACGGGCACUCACACUCAUGCUCCUUCGUCAACCAGCAUCCCAGGUUCAGCACUUGGCCAUGGAGCUGUGGCUGAAGAUCGAGCUCGAGUCCAAUGCCACACCAAAAGACCAUGCCUGUGUCUGCACCACGAAAAACACACCCCACCAGCAAAACUUUGUUCAGCAGAUUCACCUCGACGAAUGGUAUUCAUACUAUGCUCUCUUGUCGCCACGGGAGACUCGGGCUUCCAUUGGCACCGGACCGGGAUCAGUGAUUGGGACGAUGCGGCAGACAUGGACAACGCUGGCUCGUGCGGCCUUGCAGCUGGGCUUGUCCAAGGCACUGUCCGUGAAGAAGGCAUGCAAGCAUAUGCGGGAGCGCGACACGCCAUGGAUGAAGAGCUUUGAGCCCGACCUGCUGUUGUUGGAUAAAAUGGCCUCGGUCAUUGUGCUGAGGACAGAUCGGGGCAACACCGCUUCUGGCGAUCAAGCUACUCCGCACAGAAAGCCUGCAGCCGCUCGUGCCCUCUGA